AUGGUAUUUCAAAUAGAUGCGACUGGAAUCAUUGACCCACUGACUGCUAGUACUACGACUAGUAGUAGUAUUGUGAACUCAUCAAGCAGUUGGAGCCAAUACUUUACAGAUGAAACGCUGCUGGAGGAGAUAAAGAAGGAUUUAGAACGAUUGUAUCCAAUUGGCAACGAAAGCCUUUUUCAGAAUGAAGUGUACAUGACUACGUUACGUCACGUUCUUUUUGUAUGGUGUCGAUUGCAUCCAGACGUAGCAUAUCGCCAAGGCAUGCAUGAUGUAGUGGCUGUGGUGCUUUAUGCUUUGAUAGAGAAUCAAGAGACGGAUAUGUUAGAGGUCAAGCAACUGCCAGCAAGUACUGAAGCUGACACUUUUCUACUGUUUGAAGCCGUGAUGCUGUUCUUAAAGCCAUUCUACGAGAUUGUCGAGGCAAGACGCGAAGCGACGUUUGGUGUAAAUCAAGACAAUGAUCGGAAACUUUGUAGCAACUUUGUAGUGCACAAGAAUGACAAUGGGAAUGGGUUUUUCGAUAUGCAGUCAUUUGGAACGAUAGGUGGGAAGCAAAAGCCGUCGGCACUGCAGAGAUUGUGUCAUCAUAUUCAGUACGAUUUACUGCAACAGAAGGAUCCGCAGCUCUACUACCACUUGAAAAACAUGGAGAUUGUUCCUGAAACAUAUUGUUUGAGAUGGAUCCGAUUGCUUUUUGCGCGCGAAUAUGCCUUGCAAGAACUAAUGUGUGUUUGGGAUGCUUUGAUACUUGAUACCAGACGUGCAGCGGUUGACUUUCCAGUUAUCAAUAUGACCGAAAAGUCGGACAAUGACUUGCUGAAGCUACCCAAACUGAUUAUGGAAAGCGAGGAAACGACUUGGACUGGAUUUCCAUUGUUGCGUUAUGUUUGCGUAGCAAAGCUGUUACAAAUGUCGACACAGCUACGCGAUUCGGAUAACACUGACUGUUUGCGACUGCUCAUGCGUGCGUGCCAACAGGAAGAUUUAGAUUGUACUGACACGGAGCGACAGAAGUGUGCAAUGAAACUCAUACAGUUCGCGAGGAUAUUGCAAGACCCAACAGCCGAGGGGACCGAACGAAGCGAAAGCAACAUUAAGUCAGAUGACGAAUUAAGAGUAUUGGAUCCCGAUGGAGGCUCCAAGUUAGUGGAAGUGGUCCUGUUCCAAUCAGGUUCGCUCGGCAUCGUUUUAACAAAAGCAGAAGCCCCAUACAAUGAUCGCCUGGCAGUUAAAGCUUUUACAAAAGAUCCGACCACAACCGAUGGGAUGGGACAAGCAGAGGCUAGUGGAAGAGUGCAUCUUGGUGACCUCCUCCAGUCGAUCAACGGCGUGCCAAUAAUUGGGUUGACGACAGAGGAAGCAAAGCGUCGUAUCCAACUCGUCAAACGUCCGAUCUAUAUUGCGUUUUCCCGCUGUAGAAAUGCCUUUGGCGACGAUGACAUUACUCCUUUAGAAACUUCUGGAGUCACUAAAGAUUCCAAUGCAGCGGGCUCUCCGCCAUAUCCGGAGACCACGCUGACUGAGCUGGUGCAACCAACAUUUUUGCCUGGCGAAUUAUGUUAUGCUAGCGUCGAGAGUAGCAUGCAGCGACUUACUCUAUCACACGACGGAUCAUGUCUAUCUCACUAUAUUAGCGGGAAAUUGUUCAUCACAAACUACCGCUGCCUCUUCACGCGUCUGCUUGGUGGUGGAAAAAUCGAAUGGCAGAUUCCUGUGCUCUCCAUCCUCUCGAUAGACCGCAUCAACCCUCGCGCAGUUUCGUCCGGGGCAGUUUCCGCGAGCCUAUCAGUGGAAAAUGCACAAGUUGCUCUAGGUUUUGCCCCAGAUGACUUAUACAAGAUUGUCAUUCGGUGUAAGGAUACCCAAGUGGCACGACUAUCGAUUGCAGACCAGAACGAAUACGAGAAGCUUGUCGAGUGUUUGAGUUUUUUGGCUUUCCCAAAAAGCUUACUGGAUGCUUUUUGCUUCUCCUAUUCUCCGACUGUGGCGCCAUCCGAAGAAGUCCGAUUCGACAUCCGCGAGGAGUAUAAACGUAUUGGCUUGCUCGCUUUUCCAGAUCACCUGCGCUGCAUUGACCAGUCUUUAACGUAUACGCUCUGUGAUACGUACCCGCGGUAUCUUAUCGUGCCUAGUGGCAUUUCGGACAUUCGUCUGAAGGCAGCAGCUGCUUUCCGAUCGCAUCAACGUUUGCCUGUCGUAUGCUGGAUCCAUCGCGGCAACAGUGCUACAAUUGUUCGAUCAAGCCAGCCACUUGUGGGGUUCAAGUCUUCGCGCAAUGAAGAAGAUGAGUUGCUUUCAACUGGCUGCUGUGGACUUGGAAAAGGCACGGAGAUCUCUAGCAACUACCACGGCGCAAAGAUCAUUUUUAUGAAUGUUGAAAACAUUCACUCCGUCCGUCAAUCGCAGCUUGCAUUAGCUGCGACAUUUGCGCCUAAAAGAGGUGCGACAGAGGAUACAUCCAGCAGUAUUUACGGUCGGAUCGACCGUUCAGGUUGGCUACGCCACGUCCGCCUCGUGUUAAAAGCAUCAGUUGAUCUGGCACAUACUGUGCACAACGGUACAUCGGUACUUACACACUGCAGCGAUGGGUGGGACCGCACGGCACAAAUGGUAGCAUUAGCUGAGUUGAUGCUUGACACGUACUACCGCACCCUUCGUGGUUUUCAGGUACUUGUGGAGAAGGAGUGGUGCGCCUUUGGGCAUCAACUUUGUCUGGCAAUUCAUUCGCCAGUAUCCAACCGAGUGCGAAUUUAA
Molecule: messenger RNA, 2757 nt
Organism: Peronospora belbahrii
Lineage: Eukaryota; Oomycota; Peronosporomycetes; Peronosporales; Peronosporaceae
Source: the annotation of a GenBank genome assembly